UAGCCGCCGCCGCAGCUAUUCUCCUCCCCUCCCCUCCCCUCCCCUCCCCUCGACUUCGACGGCGUCGUGACAGCUUGACCACCGUCCCGAGUCCCGUACCCACCGCGACGCAUCCGCCCCGCUGCUGCCAAGCCAUACUGCUGCCAACUCCGGUCCCGCAGGAUUUCCCCUGAACCUUACCUGACCCGGAGCCCCCGUCGGCGGCCGCGAUGAUAAAGAGGCGCUACUUCAGGCAGGACCACGGCGACAAUAGCGCCUCCUCGUCUUCCUCCUCGUCGGGUUCGGACUCGGACCGAGACGUGGCGGAAGAGGCGGAGACCGAUGACGAAGUAGAGCAGCAAGAAGUGGAACAAGUGGAAGCGGUCGGGGAGGAAUCGGGAGAAGAGGAGGAAAAGGAGUUGGAGCAACAAAUUCAGGAAGAAAGUUCAGGCUACCAAAGUGAGGAGAGCUCUGGGAAUGUUGUUGAUAGUCCAUCAGUAGUUUCAGAUGAUGAUCACAGCAGCCCAAGAGAUCAAGAAUGCCAUGAAAUAAGUUUGCCUGUUAAGAAAUCUUCUCGAGCUAAUGCUGACUCUGCCAAGAGCGGUGCUAACACAGAUGAUGCUGUUGAAGCAGAUUUUGCUAACUACAUUCUGAAGUGCAAAUCUGUGUAUAAGUGCAAGCUCUGUCCAAGGAUCAUGUGCCUAAAUGAGGAGAUGGUUAGGGUACAUCUCAAAUCAAAGAGGCAUGCUCGGUCCAAGAAACUACUAGGAGAAGGGAGGCUUAAGCUGAUGCUCAACAGUGAUGGUGAGCUGGAGGAAGAGGAAGAGACACAUGCUGAACGACAUGCUCGAACUAUAGCUCUCGCUCAGCAAGUACAGAAACCAAAGAAGGAUUCUGGAAGGCAGCGGCAAAAUCGGAGAAAGAAGAGGUCUCGGAAUCAUCAGGAGAAGAAACAAGAGGCACAAGGCUCUAAUAAAAAGCAGCGCAAAGCUAAAGGAUGAAGCGGGUUCCACAGAAACUGUACUCAGAUGUUUUUGCUGGUUGCAGCUUCAGCUGUUCUGAAACUUCUAGUAAUGAGAUCGUUAUGGUAUUCAAAGUGUUUUCUGCUUGGUUGUACCUUCUGUUUCAACCCAAGUUGGUUAUAAUUUGUUGAAACUGAAAGGUUGAAUUGAAAUGGAGAAGAAGACUUGCUGUUCACACUAA
Messenger RNA from Panicum hallii, 1182 nucleotides. RefSeq names its product translation initiation factor IF-2. Bases 210 to 980 code for a protein of 256 amino acids. The transcript is spliced from 7 exons. The record is from RefSeq and is a predicted model, not a curated record. Lineage: Eukaryota; Viridiplantae; Streptophyta; Magnoliopsida; Poales; Poaceae.